UUGAAUUGGAAAAAUCUAAUUGGAUCAUCAUCGUAAACAUCAAAAUUCAACAACAUCAUCGUUUUACUUUUCUAUCACCAUUUCUAUUCAAACGCAGCCAUUUCGAUUCCUUCUUUGAACUGAUUGUUUUGCUUGACUAUUAUAGAGGUUGCAGCCUGGAUGAUUGUGAGCUUUAUUAGCCUUUAAGCAUGUCAAUGAAUAAAUAUAGACCGGAACUUGGAAGGCCUGCCUCAGGUAGAAGAAGAUUAAAAGAUUUAUUACUUCAGAGCGAUAAUCGUUGUUGUGCUGAUUGUAACGCUCCAGAUCCUAAAUGGGCGUCUGCCAAUAUUGGAGUUUUUAUAUGCUUAAAAUGUUGUGGUGUGCACAGAAGCCUUGGAACUCAUAUAUCAAAGGUUUUGUCUGUGACAUUGGAUGACUGGUCAGAGGAUGAAGUAGAAGCAAUGAUUGAAGUUGGAGGAAAUGCUUCUGCUAAUUCAAUUUAUGAGGCUUACUUUCCUGAAGGCUAUACAAAACCCGGACCAGAUGCUAGUCAUGAGCAGCGUGCAAAGUUUAUACGGUCAAAGUAUGAGCUUCAAGAAUUCUUGAAACCUAGUUUGCGCAUUGUGUCUGGAAAAAGCAGUCUAGGAUCAAGUUCUGCCAAAAGUUUUAUGGAUAGUUUCAAAAGUAGUAGUACACAGAGACUGGAAGGCAUGGUAGAAUUUAUUGGAUUGUUGAAGGUGAAAGUGAUAAAAGGCACAAAUUUAGCUAUCAGAGAUAUAAAGACAAGCGACCCGUAUGUUGUUUUGAGCCUUGGCCAACAGACUGUCCAGACAGCAGUAGUGAAGAGCAACUUGAAUCCAGUCUGGAAUGAGGAACAUAUGCUGUCUGUUCCCGAGGAGUAUGGACAACUGAAAUUGAAAGUAUAUGAUCACGACACAUUUUCUGCUGAUGAUAUAAUGGGAGAAGCGGACAUUGAUCUUCAGUCGCUGAUAACAUCUGCUAUGGCGUUUGGAGAUGCUGGAAUGUUUGGCGAUAUGCAGAUAGGAAAAUGGUUGAAAUCGGAUGACAAUGCACUGAUUGAGGAUAGUACAGUCAAUAUUGAUGAUGGUAAGGUUAAACAAAAUAUGACACUCAAGCUCCAGAAUGUUGAAUCUGGAGAAAUAGAUUUAGAGCUCGAGUGGAUUCCUCUUGAUCAAUAGCUACUUAACUGCUGGUAGCCUAUCCAUUCUCUCAAUGAAAUCAUUGUAAUUCUUUCUCUUAUACUUUUAGCUCAUUAUCCUUGAGAAAUAAGUUAAUCUCUAUCUUGUUCUUCAUUUAAUUUAUGUCUGUUAAAUUAUUUAGCCAAACAUUGAAUAUGAAAAGAGUGAGAGAUCAUAAUAGUUUUUUGUAA
Messenger RNA from Lotus japonicus, 1369 nucleotides. RefSeq names its product ADP-ribosylation factor GTPase-activating protein AGD12-like. NCBI's taxonomy places the organism in Eukaryota, Viridiplantae, Streptophyta, Magnoliopsida, Fabales, Fabaceae. The record is from RefSeq and is a predicted model, not a curated record. The transcript has 9 exons. The coding region runs from base 189 to 1178 and encodes 329 amino acids. Gene Ontology annotation, molecular function: phospholipid binding; GTPase activator activity.